Messenger RNA from Thermothielavioides terrestris NRRL 8126, 1444 nucleotides. RefSeq lists its product as uncharacterized. Bases 464 to 1282 code for a protein of 272 amino acids. Gene Ontology annotation, molecular function: phosphatidylcholine lysophospholipase A1 activity. The record is from RefSeq and is a predicted model, not a curated record. The transcript has 4 exons. Lineage: Eukaryota; Fungi; Ascomycota; Sordariomycetes; Sordariales; Chaetomiaceae.
GUUUCAUACUGUGAAUUUCUCUUAUUUUCCUAUGCGCUCACCAAGAGUGCAACCAGCUCCCGGAACUUGAGCUGAGUCCUCUGUCGAACAUGCACGGGCCGGCCCCCACAGUUUGGUGACAGACCAGGGGUCGGUCAGGCAACCGCCCCACCCCCGCCAUCCAACAGCUCCCAAAGCGGUCUCACCUGCCUGAGCCGCGUGAACGACACUCCCAACCUGGAAGCCAGGCACGGGCGACGAACACACCGGUGACCUACACAGGCGUUGCCGUGUACGGAAUACACCGAUCUCGUCGAAACCGUGGCCCGUUUGUUUGCGCGCUUCAACUUCUCCCUCCACCACGACAGGGUGAAUGUCCCAACCAGCAGGUUCCCCGACACCCCCCGACGCCGCAUAAGUCCAGCACAACACCACCACCCCGCGUUGCUCCGCGCGCCAGCGCAUGGGCGCCCUGCUCGCCAAGAUGGCUGCCCGUCGCCCGCGGCUGCGCGUCCUGUGCUUCGGCGACUCGCUCACCGCCGGCUACACCUCGCACGGCGCGGUCCACCAUCCAUACGAGGAGACGUUGGUGCAGAUGCUGGCCAUGGCGUUCCCGGACCUCAAGAUCGAGACGGUCGAGGACGGCGUGUCCGGCGCCACGGUCAAGUUUGGCUACCAGGCGCGGAUGAAUGCGCAGUUCCUCCCGCCGAAGGGGCCGAAGAAGAGCAAGAGCAAGGACGAGGAGGAGGACGGGAAACGGUACGACUGGGCGAUCGUGUUGGGGGGGACAAAUGACCUCGGCAUGGGCGUGCCCCCCGAGGACAUCUUCGAGGCGCUCAAGAAAGUGUGGGCGGUGCCGCUCGCGCACAAGUGCAAAGUGCUCGCGCUUACGGUGCCCGAGGCUGGCGUGGAGGGCAAGAUCCGGGAGCGGAUCGACGCGAAACGCAACACGCUGAACGACCUCAUCAAGGGGUACAGUCGGGAGGGGUUCCAUGUCUUCGACCUACACAAAGCCAUCCCCUACUGGGCCAUGUCGGACACGGACCGCAAGCGGUACUGGGACGACCACCUGCACCUGACGCCGGACGGGUACGACCUGAUGGGCAACAAGAUCGGCGUGGCGCUGGUCAGCAUCCUGGUGGCCGAGCGGGCGGCGGCUGCCGCUGGCGGCGACGCGCACGCGCGCCCGCCGAAGCGGCGGCGCAUGUUUAGGGACGACGACAAGACGUUCGACGAGGAGGCCGGCGACCCGUCCGUUAUUGACCAGGGCUAUGUCGUGGUCCGCCGCGCGGACCUGGAUUGAACUACGGAUAGCGGGGCUGAGGGUUUUAGCGGCGCGUGACGAGCGAUGAUCGGCCGGGAUACAGGGCUGGAAAGGGAGUAAGUGGGUGGAUGGACUUGGCGUUUGGAUACAUGGGAGGUUUAUGACUUGGGAUGGUAUUUGAGCGCAAAUGGACCUGGGAAU